CAAAAUUGUAGGUUCCCUAAACCCUAAACAAUAUAACAGAACAAAUCAGAAGGCAAAGGGACUUAGGGUUUAUUUGCAGCUUAACACUCCCUCUUCUGAUUCCGACCUUCCAAAUUCUCAUCCCUCGAUUGGAGUUUCAAGCUGCAAUGGCUGCAAACAACGCCCCUUCUGGCUUCGAAAAAGAACAGAUAUUUGGAAUGGCUGAAAAGGAAUUGGAGUACAGGGUCGACUUAUUCAACAAGAUGACCCAAACUUGUUUCAACAAGUGUGUUGAUAAUAGGUACAAGGAAUCUGAGCUGAACAUGGGCGAAAAUAGUUGCAUUGAUCGAUGUGUUUCAAAAUACUGGCAUGUGACUAAUCUAAUUGGUCAGCUACUUGGCACUGGGAAGCCUCCUAUGUAAUUCAAUUUGGAACUCUUGUGUUUUCUUUUUGAGGGUAGUUCUGCAUUGGUUAUGUGAGGAAGUGCCAAUUUAAUACUUUGCAAUUUGGGAGGUCUUUUAUUCUUCUCCAUGUCUGUUUUAGGUCAAAAUUUUUUUCUUUGAACAGGGAUUGAUUUUUGUUAUGAACUUGAGUUAGCCCAUGAUAAGCUCCAAAAAUAAUUCAGCAGUUAAUCAAACUCGUUCUUUAGUUUAA
Molecule: messenger RNA, 633 nt
Organism: Arachis stenosperma
Lineage: Eukaryota; Viridiplantae; Streptophyta; Magnoliopsida; Fabales; Fabaceae
Product: mitochondrial import inner membrane translocase subunit TIM10
Exons: 5
Coding region: 147-401 (84 amino acids)
Biological process (GO): protein insertion into mitochondrial inner membrane
Cellular component (GO): mitochondrial inner membrane
Source: RefSeq, a predicted model, not a curated record